GUGCCGCCAAAUGUCCAAAAUUCCAAUUAAAAUGGACAUAUAUUUCGUCGAUAAUGGAAGGCUAGAUGAAAUCGAAACAUUUUAUGAAGCUUGUCAACGGCACAGGGACUAUUAUAGGGGCCACCAAAAGUCAUACCACCCUUUGCUAUACUUCAAAGAUCCAGAGUAUACAUACCAAUGCCCACCUGAAAUGACCCCGACAUAUCUCUCUUUCCCGAUGUUCCACGUGAAGUAUAAGCAGCCUAUAGUGUUGCCAGUUGCGGGCCGUACAAGCGGUUUACCUGCCUUACCAGAUCGCACUCUCGGGGGCCGCUACAAUAAAGCUGCUUGUAAAGCUUUCAUCAGAUAGACAUCAGCAUCAUAUCCGAAGUUAUGAAAUAAAUUGAAAUUAAAAAAUC
Pararge aegeria (speckled wood butterfly) is the source of this 398-nucleotide messenger RNA. RefSeq lists its product as uncharacterized. Lineage: Eukaryota; Metazoa; Arthropoda; Insecta; Lepidoptera; Nymphalidae. Bases 11 to 349 code for a protein of 112 amino acids. The record is from RefSeq and is a predicted model, not a curated record. The transcript is spliced from 3 exons.